Messenger RNA from Panicum virgatum (switchgrass), 3621 nucleotides. RefSeq lists its product as uncharacterized. The coding region runs from base 1056 to 2609 and encodes 517 amino acids. Lineage: Eukaryota; Viridiplantae; Streptophyta; Magnoliopsida; Poales; Poaceae. The record is from RefSeq and is a predicted model, not a curated record. The transcript has 13 exons.
CACCUCCGUCGGUCGCCGCACCCGCUGACGGCUCUGAGGACGACGACUUUGUCCAACCAAGGACCAAGAAGCACAAAGUUCAGCCCGAAUCCGGAGCACCUCACUCGGGUGGAGUACCAAUUGCGCGGAGGACGCACUCCUCGCCGCAAUCUGCAGUUCGGCGAGCACCUCCACGCGCUCCUGAUGACAAGAAAGGCCGUCCAGUGAGGAAACGCGAGAUGCCCAACGGAGCAGAGCAUCAUUGUCGGGUGGACAAGCCCCUCGCAGCACCGAAGAAGGCCGUGCAAAAAAACGUGGAAAAAACUUUGACCAAGGGAGCAGGCCAGCUCCGUGGAAUUGGCAAGCCCCCCCCCCCCCCCCAGCUGCAAAGAAGACCGAGAAAAAGAUUCCGAAAAAGACUAAAGCCAAUGUCCGUUGCUGCCCGAAGGUUGUGAUUGCAACCAACGCGUCCUUGGUUAAACGGCAGAGGGACUAUGUCAUGAACAAGGGGUUUCAGCAUAUACUGAACAUGCAUCUUAAGGCGGUCGAGGGCCGAAGCCUGUUGGGAUGGAUAUUGGACCACAUGGACCUCCACUCAAUGACAUUACGAGCUGGAAGAGGCAAGGAGCUGAAGUUCACUAAAGAGGUUGUAGAGAUUGUUCUCGGUCUCCCUAGUGCCGGCGCCACACCGCCAAGACUGCAUCAAACCGAAAAAUCUGAGCUGACUGCAAAGUUUAGAAACAAAUUGAAUUUGGACAGCCGGGUUUUCAAUGUGAUAAUGAUGCAGGAACGUGUCAAGUUGGGGGGUGAUGAUGAGCUGACCAUGAUGUGCUAUUUUAUAGUCAUCUUCCACAGCCUGUUAUUUCCACAGGGCAACAGUGACAUCACCACCGAUGUUGUCACGACUGCUCAUUGGGCGGUCAGCAUGGACAAGAUCGACUGGUGCCAGCUGAUCUACACGGAUCUUUGGCAUAGUGUUGAGAAGUGGCAAAGUAGGCACAGAGAGAAUACGACUGCUACGAUUUAUGGAUGUGGCAUAGUUCUUCUUCUGUAGUAUCUUGACAACUUGAACCACAAUGCGUGCCCCCCCAAGAGGUUCAACACCCCACGUAUCAAGUACUGGACGAAGGAGAGAAUCAAAGAGCUGUCCGCGGCUGAUCGGAUUCGGCCUGGAGAAUAUGGAAAACUUGAUUUCCGCAGCCCCUCGGAUACAUGUUAUGUUGCAGCCGGACCGGGUCCAUCUGAUAGUUCAUUCUAUGUCCCGCGGCCGACCGAUCUCUUGGCAUCCAAAGAUGGCUGCUUUGCCACUACCGGACAAGCAGAACUUGCUAGACCUAUUCAGAGAGUAUGAUCAUGACAUGCAGCAGCAGUCUGAUAGAAUUGCAAGGGCACAUCGCGCCAUUGUUGCGCGGCAGAUUGAACUUAAAGAAACCUUUGGUGACAUGAUCGAUGAGCUCAUUCGGGUGCGUGAUGAUGACAAGCACGCGUCGCAAGAUCCAAAACAGGAUGGCCGCGAACAGGCCCCCCAGCAUAACAAUGUCAAUUUAUCUGAAGCAGAAGCCAUGCAGGGGUCCGCCGACAGAAUGCCAGGCGAUGAGGAUGGCAACAAUGAGAGUGACGAUGCUUGCGUUUCACCGCGGCCGACGUUGGCAUUGCCCGAUGACCAGUUGACUGACACUCAAUUUGCUCGGCGUAUUGAUUAUUUGGUUGGGGAUCAGAUUGGGAGGGAGAGUUUUGAUGAUGCAGAACCUCGCAGUGGCCAUCAGGAUGGGAAAUCUGAUGACAAGGAUGAGGAGGCACGCGCAGAAAGAAAUGAUAGGGACCAGCACAUUAUUAACAGUUCUAUUGACACCGGAACCCCAUCACGUUGGAUCAAUCUUCAACAUCCCGAGGGUUCCAAUACCCCAAACUCAAUGUUGAACACGGAUAUUGAGAAGGGUGGUUCCAGCGGUAGCAUUCGUGGCGGCCCAUUAUAUGACAAGACUCCAUUUGACCCGACUUGUAGUGCUGAAGAGGAACGCCGUGAACAGCAGAAUUACAAGGAGGCUGCUGCUGCUGAUAGCCACCAAGGGCCACCUGUUUUCGAUGCGUCCGUGCCCAAGAAAACAAUCCUGGCGCUGUCGAAAGAUGCCGGAACCUCGGGAUCCUCUUCAUCAGGUAUCAUAUCACAUGAGUUGGAAUCACGACGCCGCUUAGUCACCCUUCUAACCAGUGCUGACUCCCCACUACACAAGAAGCUUGUCAUGAAUUAUGGGGAUGGGUUAGCGUACGGGUAUGAUACCAUGAAGUCUUUCGCUGAUGGCCUACACCUUGAGGAUCUGUUUGUGCAGUUUGCCAUUGAAUGCAUCACCCAUGACAACGAGGCUCGUGGUUUGCCGGAAGCAAGCAGUGUGAUAUUGAGCGUGCCUGUCAUGAGGCAACUCAAUGCAGAACAUAUCAUCCACAAUGACCAGCCAGCCACUCCUUUCACCCUCCAUGCGCUCGAGGACAUACUUAACGCAGAGCUGCCAUCAACUCAAGACCUGAAGAACACCCAACUGGAUCAGUAUUUGGGUGCACCAUUGAUCCGGGUUGUGGAUUUGGUCUCUGUAUGGGAUUUGUAUCCACUAUUGGGCGUCUACCAACUUUAGGUUGGCCUGGAGACAUCGCCCUACGGUAUGCCGACCAGGGGGCGCAAUGCCCAGGAGCGUCGCCGCCGCCGCAGUGAUGUUCUGUCUUGCCAAGCAAAAUUGGGGAGACCUCUGCAGUCUUCCAGGAUCCACUGGCUCACCUCGUCGGCUGUUGACGGCCAUUAUUUCAUGUUUUGAUCGUCAACUGCUUGGGAAUGAAAUGAGUUUUACACUAUGUUCCAUUCAUAUUAUAUUUAAUUCUAAUAAGUUCCACAAGUUUUGGAUGAGUUUUGAUUUCAGGUGAUCAUGUACAAAAAACAGGCGAAGUUGGGCACAAACCCAGGCCGACCGGCCUAUCCUAGGCCAGCCGACCUGGCACCCCUUAGGAGUGUGCCACGUCUUCAAUCCAGAGGCAAAGUAACACACCCACAAUGCCUCUGAGUCGUGGAUUGGACGUCGGUUUGAUCGAAUGGACCGAAAGGCAUUGACAUGGAUCAAAGGACCCACAAGAUAGUGCCAAAUCAAGCAUAAGAUGGUGAAGCACAUCCCUGGAACAAUCACAAGCGUCCACGUACGACGUCGGUGCAAUGGAGGGCCGAGGGGCGCCAGAGGGAGGCCGGCCGGCCUACCCUAGGGCGGCCGGCCUAGUAACUAUCUGCGUCAAGACCAAGCAACUGUCACCGACCCCAGGAGUGAAUCAGGAGCGUCCAGGAGAAGGCGGUGGCCAAACCGCCACGAUCCUAGGCCAGCCGGCCUAGGAGGGGCCGGCCGGCCCCACUUGGCAGCCGCUCAUUUUCAGGCUUCGCGUGGAAGUUAAGCCUACCGACCUCAGAUGCUUACAACUAACGCCAACCACUUUACCGACCCUGGAAGGCUAUAAAUAGGACCCCAUCCAUCACUUGUACACACACACACACACACAAAAGGAGCUCUCUUCUCUCACUUUUACUUUAUAGAGUAGGUUAAGUAGUUGGAAGUUAGAGUCGAGUCGAGCUUGUCUCGGGAUUCCGGAGUCGUCAUAAGAAGUCGGUAU